Molecule: messenger RNA, 991 nt
Organism: Styela clava
Lineage: Eukaryota; Metazoa; Chordata; Ascidiacea; Stolidobranchia; Styelidae
Source: RefSeq, a predicted model, not a curated record
AUUUUGUUUUUCGUUUACUUGCAUACACAAUUUAUUGAAGCUGGACUAAUACCAAAAAAUGGUAUUCGAAAAUUUUGAAUUUCGAUUACUUCAAGAGAAAGACUUUGAUAUGGUGUGGAAGCUGAUACUUGAUGAAUUUGUUAAACGAGAACCCGGUUCAGUAACGCUGAAUUUAUCUGAAAACGAAGCUCGUAUAUUUUUGGGAAAGAUGGCAAAAGACGGUAUCUUACACGGAACAAGCAUUGGUGCGUUUGACAAACAAACAAAAGCAUUAAUUGGAAUUUGUAUAAGUUUGUUAGGAACGAAACCACAGUCAAGUACUGACUCGAGCAAAGAGCCGAGAAGAGUACAGCAAUAUAACAAGAUGUUAUCGCGUCUAACUCCACCGGAGGAAGUGAUGGGCACGAGGAACUAUAUGCAAUUACCCAUUCUUUGUGUAAAAGAAAGCCAUAGCAACGCUAGUAUCGGAGCAGAGUUGUUCAAAAGAUCAGAAAAGAUUGCAAGAAACUUAGGAUGUGAAAAAAUAUUUACGUUUGCAUCAAGUGCAUUUACAUUGAAAAUAUGUAAUAAGUUCGGAUACGACAUCAAGAAAGAAAUAUUCUAUGAAGAUUACAUUGAUCCGAUAUCAGGAAAUAAAAUAUUUGAGAAUAUCCCAUACCCUCAUGUGAAAUGUGCCCUUGUUAUAAAAACUCUGUGAAUGCAAGUUCUCUUUUGUACGUAACAGGUAAAAUAUUGUUUGAUCUCCGCUAUGGGAGACACUUAUGCUUGGCCGUUCUGCCUGUCUGUCUGUUUAUCUGUCUGUCCGUCUGCCUAUCUGUGUGUCGAAGCUGUAGCGUCUUAACGGCUGGACCGAUCUGGAUAAAAUACAAUGAAUUUCUAUCGUUUGUCUUGUACCGCAAAAUAUUGGUUUUCCACUUUCUUGUUAAAUGAUAUGAAGUGAAAUUUAUUUAAACGUGUUAUAAGCGGGUAGAAAUACAGAUUCGUCUUGUCA